AUGUCUGAAGGUCUUUAAAAGUUAGUCAUGUUUUUUUCUGAUUAAGGGAAGAAAAAGAAGCGCUUGAUUGAUAAUAAAAAGAAAAAUAUUGAAUAUGCAGACAAAGAAGUUUGGAAUAUUACAGGUGGAUUGUUCCCUCUUAUUCCUACUAGCAAUAAUAAAUCAAAAGAUGAACCUGUUCGUUAGUGGUCUUAUAGCCCUAUAGUUUAAAAAACUUAAUAAAUUUCAUCUAUUUUACAUUGGGUGCCUGUAACAGACAAAGAUAAACUAUUUUCUUGUGAGAAAUUUAACAUUAAAAUAGAUUUAGUUGAUUUUAAUGAAGAACAAUACAACGAAUAUUUAAAGGAAUUAGACUCAAGUUGGGAUUAUGAGGAAACAAAAUACCUCUGGGAUUUAUGCUAAAGAUUUGAUUUAAGAUUUAUUAUUAUUGCUGACAGAUACGAUGAAAAGAGAUGUAGAAGCAUUGAAGAUAUUAAACAGAGAUUCUACUCUGUCACUCGUAGACUGUUAGAAGUUAGAAAUCAGCAAAAUCACCCUUUAUAUAAUUAUAAAUAUGACCCUGAAUAUGAAAGAGUCAGAAAAUUCGAAUUAGAAAAGUUUUUAAUGAGAACAAAAGAAACAACAGAACAAGAGAAGAAUUUAUUGGAUAGUUUAAAAAGGAUAGAGGUUUAGAUUAAAAAGGAAGAAAGAGAACAUCAAACUCUCUAAAAAAUGUUAAAGGAAUAAAUGAAUGAUGACAAUGAUAUUGACAAUGAAGAAGACUGUGUUAAGAUCGUUUAAACAAUCCACGAAUAAGGUAAAAAGGAGAUCAGCAAUCCAACUGAAAGUAUUUGUUACUUGAGAGGUAAAUGGUUGAAUGAGCCACUACCUAUUUCUGAAAAAAUGAACAAAAAGCUUUCUCUCGUUCUUAGUGAAUUGUGUAUCCCUAGUGACUUUAUUGCCACUGAAGAAAACGAAUAAAUAUUUGAAGAAUUGAGAGAAUAAAUUUUCAACAUGUUUAACAUAUAAAAAUCUUUAAAAAAGAAGGAAAUGAUAAAAAAGCAAUUAGAAGACAAAAAGAGAAAAUUAAUGGAAGAUCUUAAUAUUUAAGACAAAGCACCUUCUAGUCCAACAUCCUCCUAAUAAAAGAGACCAAAUCCUUAUGUUCAAGAGACAUAAAAUUUAGAAAAAGUUAAUAAAAAAGUCAAAUCUUAAAACUGA
Molecule: messenger RNA, 1200 nt
Organism: Tetrahymena thermophila SB210
Lineage: Eukaryota; Ciliophora; Oligohymenophorea; Hymenostomatida; Tetrahymenidae
Product: animal DNA methyltransferase 1 SANT/myb-like domain protein, putative
Exons: 8
Biological process (GO): negative regulation of transcription by RNA polymerase II; DNA repair; chromatin remodeling
Cellular component (GO): NuA4 histone acetyltransferase complex; Swr1 complex
Molecular function (GO): transcription corepressor activity
Source: RefSeq, a predicted model, not a curated record